Messenger RNA from Sitodiplosis mosellana (orange wheat blossom midge), 4991 nucleotides. RefSeq lists its product as uncharacterized. Lineage: Eukaryota; Metazoa; Arthropoda; Insecta; Diptera; Cecidomyiidae. The transcript has 7 exons. Bases 2127 to 4514 code for a protein of 795 amino acids. The record is from RefSeq and is a predicted model, not a curated record. Gene Ontology annotation, biological process: protein histidyl modification to diphthamide. Gene Ontology annotation, molecular function: diphthine-ammonia ligase activity.
AGACCGAAUUGAUACGUUUUAAACCGAUAUUACGACGUUCGUGUUUUACGAAGUAUAUUUGGUUGAUUCUCUUCGUCUACACUUCUCACAUCGCUCAGUUCUCACACUGAAUGUGUCUGAAUAUUGGUGACCUUUGAAUUGUGCUGAAAAUGUCAAAUAUUCGCACUAAUUCGCCGACCAUAUUUGCUCAUUGUGCUCAAUGCACACACAUCGUGAGACUAAUUUUAAUAAACACACACAUAAAUUUUUCUCCGUUUCGUCUCGAUUUUUUUUUGCUCUCGGCUCACACUCUCAUCGCAUACAAUAGAGUUUUCCUUAAAUUAUACAUUUGGCUGAGCAUAUUUAAUUCGCCUUUUCUUAUUGGUUGAUUCGUUUGAUGACAUCUUGAAAUAUCCAGGUAUUUUUUUAGUCGAAUCAUGUGCUUGAAAUAAAUAAACAAUGAUUUUGUGCUAGACAUAACGCCCAACCACGACGUGAAUUGUUAGUUUUUUUUUAUUUGUGUGAAACAAGAAGCAGAACUUAGCAGAAGAACAACAAAAAAAGUGUCGUGUGUAAAUAUUUUCGUCGAUCAAAUUGUCGAGCAGAUCACAAAUUAUCAGCUUAAAUCGAAGGCCCCAAUAUAUCUGUGCUCCGUUUUUGUUCGACGACAUUGUGCAACAUUUUUUUUACGUUUGUUGUUUUUUUCUUCGCCCUCACGUCAUUUUGCUCGAUAUAUUUAUUUUUUUCGUCAAAACUAGUGGAUCAGAGACGUGUAAUCAUAAUUUAAUAAUGGCAUUGUAUAUCACCGAAAAAUAUUGAUAUACUCAUAUCUGUCGAAAGAGAGAACGAGAGACAGAGGGUAUGUGUUAAAGACACAGAACAGAAGGAUUUAAAAUUCUAAAGCAAAGCAGAAGAAACGAAAAAAAAGUAUACGCAAACCGAGUGUGUGAGAGCAAAUUAUUCGCGGGUAAAUAUAAUCUGAGCAGCUGCUGGUGCAAAUCAGGCGAAACGGUUAAGGAUAAUCAAAUUUCGACGGCUAACAUACACGCAGCACGUACACAUACUCUAUUUAUAUAUACAUAUAUAUGCACACUUACUCACUCACACACAUGAGGACAUACGCAUGGAGCAAUGUGUUUUAGUUAUCUGAAGCCAGCGCGAAAGCACACAUUGCAACCAAAUAAAAGUGAUGAAAAAACAAGUGACAAGUUUUGACUCACAUAGUUCACACACAACACGGUGUACGGUGUGUGGUGGUACUUUGCGCGUUGUAAAAAGAAGCAGCAGGCAAGCAAGCGAGCGAGCGGAAAGAAAAAUGUGUACAGUCGAAACAUAGAGCAAGUGAAACACACAUUUUCACAAUCGACGACCAGAUAAGAGCAAAUAAAUUUUUAUUACGACGAUUAGUCGAAUAACAAAAUUCGGGUGCUGCAGAGUGUCUACGUUCAUACGGAAUUCGCGCAUCGAAUGUGACACAAUAAUAAUUCAACGUGAACAUUAAUCUAAUUGGAAUAGAAGAACUCAGCAGUAACAGUUCGCACUCGUCUGUCGCUUCGUUUCCAAAAGAAAGGAAGUUCAGUCUCGCAAUACCGUGUGCAAACUAUUUUAAUUUUUUCCCCGUUCAAAGUAUCUUGCAUUGGUGUUUAUAACGAAAACAAAACAAAUUGUGUCGCAUAUGGAGUCUUGCACAUCCAAUCCAAUCGUCGCAUUAGCAACCAACACUCUCCGGCUAUCGCAAUCGAAAAACACAUUUAUUUACUUUGUCUCGAGAAUUAUUUAACAAUAAUUGUUUUCGGUUCGGUUUUCGGUUGACCUUUUUUUCUUUUUUUAAAAUUUGGUUGAUAGGUGUGUGUUCUUUUUUUUCUGUUGUGUUUAUUAAUCGAAAGUUAAAAUAUUUGCGGAUAAAACAAAAAUUCAAGUCAACACUGAUUUUGGUUGUUAUCGUUUUGUUCGGUAGUGUUUGCGUUUCGGGUGGCGAAUUCACCACACGACCGAUUUUUUUGUUGUUGUUGUCAUAUAAUUUCUUGUUCCUUUACGAAAACGUAUGAAAAAACGCUGUGUUUGAACAGACGACCAGAUACUGUGUUCUUUGUUGUUGUUGUCAUCGUCGUCGUCGUUAGAACGCUGCAAUCGAUACAGCCGACACAAUGAGAGUGGUUGCAUUGGUGAGCGGGGGCAAAGACAGCUCCUACAAUAUGAUGAAAUGCGUUGCCGAGGGUCAUGAAAUCGUUGCUCUCGCUAAUUUACAUCCAAAAGACAAAGAUGAAUUGGAUAGCUACAUGUAUCAGACGGUUGGUCAUAUGGGCAUUACAAAGCUUGCCGAAGCGAUGGAGUUGCCGUUGUAUCGCAUGGAAACAAAGGGAAAAUCAACGCAAACCGGAAAAUCAUAUGUACCAACCGAUGACGAUGAAGUCGAAGACCUUUACAACCUACUGAAAAUGACCAAAGAUGAAGUCAACGUUGAGGCAGUUGCUGUUGGUGCUAUAUUCUCUGAUUACCAAAGAGUUCGUGUGGAAAAUGUUUGUAUGCGCUUGAAUUUGGUGUCACUGGCUUAUUUAUGGAGGAGAGAUCAGACUGAGCUUCUGCAAGAGAUGAUAGAUUGUCAAGUUCAUUCGAUAAUAAUUAAGGUUGCGUCGUUAGGUUUAGUGCCAGAUCGUCAUUUGGGAAAAUCGUUGCGUGAACUUCAGUCACAUCUCGAAAAGAUGAAGGAAAAAUACGGUUUAAAUGUGUGCGGUGAAGGUGGUGAAUACGAAACAUUUACACUCAACUGUCCAUUAUUCAAGCAGCAAAUUUUCAUAGAGGAUUUUCAAACGGUCAUUAGCUCAUCGGAUCCAGUGUGCCCGGUGGGCUAUAUCAAUUUCACCAAAUUGCGUUUAAUCCCGAAAACUCGUGACAAUGAAGCGGAAGUUGUGGUCAAGAAAUCAAUUGACUACAUUAGCGACCUGAAUGAAUCGAGCUACAGUGACCUGAGCGAUCCGGAUUUAAGCGAAACCGAGCUGGAAUUCAUUGAAAUGGAAAAUCGCAUGAAAGAAUCGAUGAGCAAAGAGGAAAUUGCAAAUAUGUCACGCAGCAAUAGCUUGAGCCACGGUUCGUUGCUAUCAUCACCGGUGCGAAUACUUACAAAGAAAUUCGCUGCCGAUGACGAGCCCGACGAGAAUGGAACGACGAAAAACGGUUUGAUUGACAUAAGUCAGGAUGACGGCGGUGGUGGCGGCGGAGGCAUCGGCAGUGAUAGCCUCUCGAAGAGUUCAACAUUUCGUUUUGACAUUGAACAACGUCCAAUCGAAAAUAAACCGAAUGUGGCAAUCAAUCCACGCGGUUGGAUGUGGAUAGGUGGCGUCCAAGGUACGGGCACUACAUCAAAAGAGGGAAUGCAGAAUGCAAUAGAUAUUUUACUGAACAUAGUUAAUGAAAAUGGUUAUGAACUCAACAAUCUGUGUUAUGUUUCGCUGUAUGUACGCAGCAUGAACGAUUAUGCCGAACUAAACGAUGUUUAUGUGAAAACAUUUGAUUUCCAAAAUCCACCGUCGCGUGUAUGCAUUGAGAGCCCGCUCCCAGACGGUUUGCAAGUUAUCAUGGAGGUGGUGGCUUUUCGACCACGUUACAAGGACAUCAACAAUCAGCGUCAUACGAUGCACGUGCAAAGCAUUUCACACUGGGCACCAGCCAACAUUGGACCGUACAGUCAAUCGACUAAAGUCGGCGAAAUCACAUACAUCGCAGGACAAAUCGCUCUGGUGCCAGGAAGUAUGACUAUCAUUGAAGGCGGAAUUCGUCCACAAUGCAAACUAACAUUGAGACACAUUUCACGAAUUGCAAAGGCAAUGAAUAAUGGACAAUUACGGGAUAUCGUUCAGGGAAUUUGCUUUGUCACACAUCCAAAUUAUGUGGCCGAGGCGAGGCGUCAGUUGGAACGCCGAACAACGAAUGCGAUCAUGGAUUAUAUCGUUGUGCCGGCAUUGCCACGAAAAGCAUUGGUCGAAUGGCAGGUGUGGGCUCACUCGCACAACGACAAAUUUGAUUACGAAGAAACCGGCUGUUCCGUUGGAGAUUAUACCGUGUCUAGCCGUCGUCGUUGGAACUAUGAAAACAAUUGUGCAGCCAUUGUGUGCUAUGUAUCAACCGGCUUAGCAUCGUCAUCAACUCAACUCACCGAUUUAUCGGAUGAUAUAAUCCAACGCCAUCAGCAGUUAGCACAAGGCCUUACCGUUGACAAUGUCACAGAGAUCAUCCAAUAUGUUGUAAAUAAAAUGCUUCGCUCGAAAGGUGUUCCGUCGGCCUAUUUCGUCGAUGCACAAAAGCAAUCAACCAACUCAAGCAAUAGUACAAGUGCUGAAGUUCGACUACCAGCCAUCCAUUUGAAAGUAUUCUACCAAGUGAGUUCGACACCUCCAAUCGGCCUCCUGACCCAAACCAUUGCCGAAUUCCGAGAACGAAUCAGCGACCAAACCCUAAUCACAUUCACCGUAUUGCCGGCCAGCAGUUUGCACAAUUUCAGUACAUUUUUAUCCAUCUAUGGCAUUCGACAUUUAUAAUAGUUUAUACAUAGCAAAGAAUCAGAUUGUUACUAAAAACAUACCAAAUGAAUUUCGUCGCUUUUUUUUCAUACUGUUUAUAUAUUUUGUCAAUGGACACAAAAAAAAAAUCUGAGGCACCUGUGCGCCGCUUUUCGUGGAUAUAAAAUUGCGAAUGGAUGUGAUUUUGUUAAAUAAUUUUUUUUCUGUGUGUGUUUUCUCCAUUGAAACGAGAAGAAUAACCAGAAGGAGCGAAGCUUCAAAAACCGCAUCGAAACGACGCAGAAAGACAAAUUAAAUGAAUAAUAUUAGAUGAUAAGACGAUAUGGAAAUCAGUUUUGUUUACAAUUUUGAAUGUUUCUGGAUUUUGACAGUGCAUUGUAACUCACACACACAUAGACACAAAUGCAAUUUUCCAACAUUCACAAUCAAAAAUAUUUAUUGAAAUAAAAAUUAAAUUUGCCAACAAUCGUGAGCGAAAACCAAACGAGAUAAAAA